Salvia hispanica is the source of this 1356-nucleotide messenger RNA. Its product is annotated as syntaxin-112. The record is from RefSeq and is a predicted model, not a curated record. Gene Ontology annotation, molecular function: SNARE binding; SNAP receptor activity. Lineage: Eukaryota; Viridiplantae; Streptophyta; Magnoliopsida; Lamiales; Lamiaceae. Gene Ontology annotation, cellular component: SNARE complex; plasma membrane; endomembrane system. Gene Ontology annotation, biological process: exocytosis; intracellular protein transport; vesicle fusion.
GGCAAAAUAGGGUUACGCAAAAUCGCAACGGCUAUUAAAUAGUUUCAUUUCCUUCCCGAAUUUAAAUUUGGAAAAUUCCCAAUCUUGCCUUGGAACACUAUCGUGUGAGAUCACGAUCCCUUUCUUUACGAAAAGGUUGCUGUUCAAGUCAACCAUAAAAGCUCCUACCGUCGAAUCAAUUUCAUCUCACUGGUAAAAAUAAUUCACACAAAUUUACUUAAUUUCCGUUUCUCGUUUCAAUAAUCGUCUUGUGCAGAAGCAGCAAGAUGAAUGACCUAAUGACGAAGUCGUUUCUGAGUUACGUCGAUCUGAAGAAACAAGCGAUGAAGGAUCUCGAGAUGGGGCAACUCGACCCUUCCCACGAAUUAAACCUCUCCAAAUUCUUCGAAGAAGUAGGCGCAGUCAAGUCCGAGAUGGACGAAAUCACCAACCUCCUCCUCCAUCUCCAACACCUCAACGAACACUCCAAAUCAAACCAAACCUCAAAAAUCCUCCGAGGAUUUAGGGAUCAGAUCAACUCCGACAUGGUCACGCUGCUUAGAAAAGCCAAGAGCAUCAAAUCCCGGCUGGAAUCCCUCGAUAAGUCCAACGUGGCUAAUCGGAGCAUCUCUGCGGAGUACCGACAGGGGAGCCACGUGGAUCGCACGAGGACCGGCGUAACACACGGAUUGAGGAUCAAAUUGAAGGAGGUGAUGAAUGAUUUUCAGUGUUUGAGAGAGAGGAUCGUUCAGGAGCAUAGGGAAGGGGUUAAGGCGAGGUAUUGCAGUGCCACGGGGGAGGAGCCGAGCGAUGAGAUGGUUGAGAAGAUGAUAUUGGAUGAUGGGAAAGGGGAGUUGUUUGAAGAGAAUAGGCAGAGGCACGGGGCAGUCACAGACUUGCAGAAGAGCUUGGUUGAGCUGCAUCAAGUUUUUCUUGAUAUGGCUGUGAUGGUUGAGGCUCAGGCUGACAAUUUGAAUAACAUUGAGCAGAAUGUGGUGAGUGCUGCUAAGGAUGUGAGGGGCGGGACGAAGGAGCUCGAUCGUGCUAAGCAGAUGAAGAGGAGGAGGGCUUGUGCCUGUUGGAUUGGAGUUGUGGUGCUGGUGUUCAUGUUGGUGUGCCUCAUUGCCAUUUUCUUCUGAAUUUUGAGAAUGGUUUUUAGGCUUAGGGAUUGAAGUGCAAUUUUGCCUUGAUGAUUUCUUUUCAUCAUUCAUGGUUUCAUGAGAAGCUGAUCACACUUAUAUUGGGAUUAUUGUUCUUUUUAUAUUUCAUCUUUUUGCUGUUUUUCAAGAAUGUAUGUACUCACUGUGUUGAAUACAAUAGCUUCCAGAAUUUUGAGUGUUGAUAGAAAUAUAUGAUGUCCAUUUUCAACUUUUUCAA